Molecule: messenger RNA, 183 nt
Organism: Umbelopsis ramanniana AG
Lineage: Eukaryota; Fungi; Mucoromycota; Umbelopsidomycetes; Umbelopsidales; Umbelopsidaceae
Exons: 2
Biological process (GO): regulation of mitotic cell cycle
Cellular component (GO): SCF ubiquitin ligase complex; cyclin-dependent protein kinase holoenzyme complex
Molecular function (GO): histone binding; protein kinase binding; ubiquitin binding
Source: RefSeq, a predicted model, not a curated record
AGGCACGUCACACUCCCGAAAGAAAUUGCACAAUGGAUUCCUCACAGUGGCAUACUAGCUGAUGAUGAAUGGCGAUCUCUUGGCGUGAAGCAAUCGUAUGGUUGGGUACACUAUAUGGUUCAUGCACCAGAGCCUCAUGUUCUUCUAUUUAAAAGACUGAAGGACUAUCAGAAUAAGGUAUAG